Molecule: messenger RNA, 606 nt
Organism: Marasmius oreades (fairy-ring Marasmius)
Lineage: Eukaryota; Fungi; Basidiomycota; Agaricomycetes; Agaricales; Marasmiaceae
Exons: 5
Coding region: 1-606 (201 amino acids)
Source: RefSeq, a predicted model, not a curated record
AUGUCCUUCGACACCACAGCUCUUCGAGUUGCGCUUUAUUUCGCCUUGUCUCUCUUCUCUAUCGUUCUCCUGGGUCUGACCGCUGCAAGAAUCAACUACACGACUCAUCUUCUAGAAGGAGACCCUCUGAAUGGAGGUGUUAAUUUUUAUGACCCAAUCGUCGCAGAACUGCUCGCAACCUCAAUAUUGAUUAUGCUGUGGUCCUGGUUUGUCAUCUUCACCAUCCACAAACGCCGAGAGAACCGUUUCAUCUCCACUUUCCGCGGUGAAUUGAUCGGCUCGUUCAUCCUCUGGGUUAUGCUUCUUGUUGGUGCCGCGAUCGCUACGAGUCACCGGUCCCCGGAAAGCCCCGACCCCAACGCUCGCUGGGGCAACCUCAGCUCGUGCCGCAUGUAUCAAACGUGCAGAAUCCUCACAGCCCUCGUCGCCUUCUCCUGGAUCACCUGGUCUACGCUUACGAUUAUCAUGAUCAUCAGCAUUGUGUUUGCAAGCGUGAACCGUGGUUGGAAUGAGCCCAUGCACGGAAGGUGGGACCCCAGGGCCAGCCUGUAUAGGGAUUCGAGGACUGGCCCCCAGAUGACCACGAGGCCGACUUCGUAUGCUUAG